AUACUGAUCAUCAGUAACAAACCUCAUUCUCCAUGAUAGGAUGUUGUCAUAAUGAUUCCAAUGUAAUAAGAAGAGCUGUGUAUGUGCUGAUUUCUUUUUAAACAGAUCAAUAUUGUGAAGUCAGUAUACUUAGCCAAGGUGAACUCUAAAUAUAGAUUGAAAGGGACAGUCUGUUUCGUAGCUGCCUUCAUGGGUCCUGCAGGAGUUGACAGGUUCCUGUGGGUCUAAAAGUAGAGAGAGGAGUUUUCUUCGGGUGAUUUUCACUGGCUGAUUUCUUCCAUACUGGCACAUUACCUGAACGCGGUUAUGUUCUCAAGUUGUUAAGAAGAAUCUUCCCUGAAGUUGCAGGGAGGUACUACUCAAAAUACCCAAGAGAAACAACUGCUGUUCGGAAGCUAAAAAUAACCAAAAGCCUCUGUGCACGAGGUGGUAACCUUUACCACGCCGUUGCUGAAACGUGGGGCUCUGUAACGACUGCAGUUGGCCACGGAUGUGCUUGUGGGGAGAUAGCAGAGCCAGCGCUCGUGGGGACGUGGCUCGCGGACCGUGCUGCCUGGCACCACGCGACAUUCUAGGGGAAGGAAAGUGGACGCAGCCAUCUGUCCUGAAAUUACUGCUGCACACCUAAAAAUCAUACGCUAGAUACAAUGGAGAGGCCUUCCUUGGAAAUUAAGCUGCCCGAUACUCAUGAAGAAGGAAAACUUUAUGUAGUUGAUUCCUUAAACAACCUAAACAAACUGAAUGUUUGUCCAGAUGGAUCCCAACACUCGCUAGAUGAGGAAGAGAACACUGGUGGUACUGGAGAAAAUACGGCAGGGAGCAACAUAAGAAACCAGUGUUUGUUCGUCACCUUUAUUCUUACUUUGAUCGUCAGUUUGGCACUUGUUUCAUUCGUAAUAUUCUUAAUAAUUCAAACUAGAAACAAGAUGGACCAAAUAUCAAGCAGACUAAUAUCUGAAAAGAAGAACAUAGAAGAGCUUAAGAAAAUGAACAAUAUGAUAUUAAAGCAUCUAAAUCAAUCAGGAAUUAAGGAAAAGGGGAGAUACCUCUUCACACAGUCUCCUGGUCUUCAUGAUUACCUCUUUACCCAUGCUGAGCUGAAAGUCCCUGGAGAAUAGAUCUUCUUUGGAAUGAAAUUCAGCGUAAUCAUGUACUCAGAUAUUUUCACAUAUGGCACACAGGUCUCUUAAACAUUCUGAUAUGGUCACAGGAGCACUGGAAAAGCCAUCUGAAUGAACAAUAUUAGAAAAUAUUUUAUCCUGUUUUAUGUGAAUAUAGUGUUGAAAACUAAGCCCAUAUGAUUUACAAUUUACAAGGGAUUGUCAACAAUUUUGGGCAAGAGUUCCAGAUUCUCUAUGCAUUGUAAAUUGCAGGGCUAAGGGCUUAGUUUUACUUUAAAUGUAAGUGAAUGAUCACAGAAAAUAGUGAUUUCUAUUCCACCAUGACCUUGUUCACUUAGUCAUUCUCCUGUUUCUUUGGAACAAGUUUUGUGCUUGCUUCUAUAUUAUUUGUAUUUAAAGAUAACUUCAGAUUCCGUAACUUAUAAAUAAAUCCAGUUCUGCCAUGGAGUU
This is a messenger RNA of Aptenodytes forsteri (emperor penguin), 1571 nucleotides long. It is a transcript of the gene LSMEM1, whose product is annotated as leucine rich single-pass membrane protein 1. The record is from RefSeq and is a predicted model, not a curated record. The coding region runs from base 648 to 1118 and encodes 156 amino acids. The transcript is spliced from 5 exons. NCBI's taxonomy places the organism in Eukaryota, Metazoa, Chordata, Aves, Sphenisciformes, Spheniscidae.